CUAUCAAUGUGCGGGGCUGCGACCAACGUCAGCCGGACCGAUUUCCUGCUCUGCCAGUCCCGCCACGGAUUCUUUUGAGAUCCUUAGACAAGGAGCCCGUAGAGACUAGGGAUCAAGGCUACAGAUUAGAGUCAAUUGACUGCUGCGGAGACAGCCAGCCCUUCCAGGCCUGGCGACAGUGAAGAGAGGGAAAAGAUGAACUGAGCGCCGCUGCGGGAAGACACUGAGCAAGAGCGACUCCCCCUCCCGCCCCCCCCCCACCUUGCAGCGCAGGCUUUGAGAGCUGCUCCCGCAUCUGAAUGGAAACUCGGCACAGCCGGGCUGCGCAUUCCUUUUCGCUCAGCUGGGCGAUCCAUGCCGAGAGGAGGGUGGUGCGCGUCCGCGACAGCGCCCAGCUCCCGGGACGGGGCCCGCAAUGCUGCUGAGCAGAACUUGAUCGCGCCCCUUCAUCGUUGCUAGUGGAAGCGAUGCUGCACGGCGCAGCCAGCGCUCCCCUGGCUCUCCUUCAAGCUGAAGGUUACCCACCCGCGCAGCCAGCCCCAGCCCUGUGAGCCGCGCGUCUCGGUCCAGCUCCGGCUGCUUGGCCGCGGCGUGCAGGGCAAGAACCGGGCCGCCCGCGCAGGGGCGCACUGCACCAGCGGCUUCGGCUUGGUGGAUGUGUAUGCAUGAGUUCUGCACCGAAUGGGCGCAAAAAGCGCCCCAGCCGGUCCACCCGCUCCUCGAUCUUCCAGAUCAGCAAGCCUCCGCUGCAGAGUGGGGACUGGGAGCGCAGGGGCAGCGGCUCCGAAAGCGCCCACAAAACCCAAAGAACCCUGGACGACUGCAAGAUGCUUGUCCAAGAGUUCAACACACAAGUGGCCCUGUACCGAGAAUUGGUCAUUUCUAUUGGGGACGUUUCUGUCAGCUGCCCCUCGCUCCGGGCGGAAAUGCACAAGACAAGAACCAAAGGCUGUGAAAUGGCCCGUCAGGCACACCAAAAAUUGGCUGCCAUCUCAGGCCCAGAAGAUGGUGAGAUACAUCCAGAAAUCUGUCGGCUUUACAUACAGCUACAGUGCUGCUUAGAAAUGUACACAACAGAGAUGUUAAAAUCCAUUUGUCUUCUGGGGUCUCUUCAGUUUCAUCGAAAAGGAAAGGAAGCCAGUGGGGGAACAAAGAGUUUGGACUGCAAAACUGAGGAGAGUGCUGAAACUCCUGUCCUAGAGGACUCCUUGUCAUCCCCCAGUGACAGCCAGCAACACUCCUGGCAGGUUUCCACAGACAUCGAGAACACUGAAAGAGACAUGCGUGAAAUGAAAAACCUUUUAAGCAAACUCAGGGAAACUAUGCCUUUACCGUUGAAAAAUCAAGAUGACAGCAGCCUUCUGAAUCUAACUCCCUAUCCCCUGGUGAGAAGACGAAAGAGAAGAUUCUUUGGGCUGUGUUGUCUUGUCUCCAGCUAGGUGAUUCUCUGGGAAACUCACCACUGGGAACAGCUGAAAAACGAAAUCAGAAAACCUGAGGACCUCCAGACAGCUGAACCACGCAGUGAUUGGUUUUUCUAUGCUACCUUAUUACUUUCACCCGCCUCUCCCUGCCCUUCUCAGUGAUUUUACACUUGAAAGCACUUGCCAUCAAGUAGAGGGGAAAAGAGCAGAUUUAAAAAACAGGCUUGUUUUUUGUUGAAGAAUUUUUAAAGUUGAUAUUGUGCGUGUCUGCUUCAAACCAUGCCAUGACAGAUGCAAGACUUAUGAUUUUAAAUGAUUUAAAGAUUAUUUAAGUGUAUUUCAGUGAACAAUUAUUUCACAUAUAAUAGUAUAUCUGUAGUUCUUGGUGAUCUCAUGUUAACUAACACCUUAUCAUGUAUGAAAGAAGUCUUUAAACAUAGAAAUCUACUUAAAACUAUAAAACUGUAUUUUAAAAGAAACCCCAAUCUAUUAAUAUCAUUAGAAAUAAUAAAACUAAACUUAUACCACCUCACCUAUUGCUUUUUAUGCACUCAUCUACUUUCAGUCUUCCAUCCUGUCAGAAUCUAAACUUUCAACAUAAAAAUAUCUUCUUAAUUUAUAAUGCAACAAAAAUCACAUAUGAAAAAUGUUUUGUAAAUACACAAUAAUACUAAUAUCUUCAUAUAAAUGCUUAUGAGCAACUAACUUCUCUUUGAUCCCAUGGUGUCUUUUUCAGCUGCUUGGAGAAUGAAGUUAUCCAGUUAGGAAAUGGUGUAGUAACAUAUACAAUUACCCUCAAAUGUAAAAUUGAAUAUUAACACAUUUUGUUCUAAUUGAAAUCUGAAGCAUGGUGUCUGCACAUCAGCAUAGUGUUAACUUAUAGGGCAUGCUGGAAUUAGCUCAGAUCAUAAAAGUAUUAAUAUUUUACAUUAUUAAUAAAAAAUGUUUUAGUUACGCUAAGCUUGUCUCAUUUUAGAUGACUAUGCAGAUAUGACUUUUCCAAUGUGUACUUGGUGUCUUGUCUUAUGCUAAGAGUACCGAAAGCAGGACACAUGAAGCAAUAUGACGUUUUAGAAAGGAAGAAAUCAUGUGUUUUGUUUUCUGCUCCCCAUAGCUUUGUGGUGCUCUUUCUCCACCACACUUGUAAUUAUGGAUCAAAUUUUGGUAUAUUUCCCCAUUUUUCCUUUGACUCAUUUCCCAGACAAAAUUUCUCAUGGUUGGACAGAUCAAGUCUUUCCAUUUCUUUUCUUCUCUCUAUAGUUUGAAAAAUUAAGUUGGACGGGAGGCACCACUGUCCAGCACAACACAAGUAUGAGCUAGAAGCCUACAUGCGGUUUAUGUAAGUCUCAUCUUCAAUCCCUGCCCCACACAGGCGUUCAUAUGUACACUAAUAUCUUGACCUAAAAACUAAAUCCAUUAAUAUUUUUAGCUUAAACUAAGAUGGAAAACAUGAACAAUUGUUUUAUUAGGUUGAAUUAUAUGAAAUUGCUGGUAUUUGACUGUUUUGCUCUAUAAAAAUGGCAAUUUCAGAUAAUUCCCCCUAGUAUCUGAGAUGAAAAUAAAAGAAUUAAAAGAUUAAAAGACAUCUCACAAGGCUAUGCAGAUUCCUGCUCUGAUUACACCAGCUGUUACUUGGCCUUGUUCUUGACUUACACACUUGUGUUCCAACAAACCGGUAUUCAAUGCAUGGUUCCAAGUAUGCCUGGCUUCACAAAAGAAAGUACCCUUGACAAGCUAUAUGAGAAAAAUCACAAUUUUCUAAAUCAAAAACUUCUAAAAGAAUUGUGAUGGUAUGUUAUUGCAAGUUACCAUUCCAAGACUCACCUAGUCUGCUGACCUUGUUUUCAUAAAUUGAGCUUAAUUAAGCUUAAUGUUAUUUUCUGAACUGGGCUCACUUUGAUCCCUCAAUAUUAUUUCACUUAAGGGUCAUUGUUUUCCAGUUUAUGAAGCAGCCCAAAUUGGCAUGCUAUCAUCUCCUGUCUCUGCCUUCUCCUACCCUUUGACUAUAUUGAACCCUUAGUCUCAAUCCUGUUCCUACUAAUCCAUGCAAAGUUAUUAAUUGAUAAGCCCAUCCUUGGUAUUUAGCAAGUUCUUCAAAAUGCCUGACCUAAAUCAUUUCUUCUUGGUUAAUUUGAGCUCACUCUCGCCUUAGUCUCAGUGUGAAAGUAACACAUCUUACGUGCAAUUGUACUUGUACAACUGAAGACUGUUAAUCAAUUCAGAUCUCACCUCCAUGUCUGGGAAGGCUGUAGUAGCUAUUCAUGGAGAUGGGAAUUUGUCUAAUUACCUAGCCAGACUUUCCAUAUCUAAGAUAAUAUAUAAGCAAGCCACCUUAUCUUUUAUUCAUAGUGCCUGUUAUCCAGCCUUCGAUCAAUUUUAUAGUUCCCGUAGACAUACUCCAAGAUUUAGAGAUGGUUUUUCAGUAGCAAAUCCUAAAGUUACUACUUAAAGUUCUGAUAAUCUACAUCAGCACAUGGUUGCAGUAGGUGAUUCACCAGCCCCCAUUAGAUAUGCCAGUGCAUCCUUUAGGAGCUGCCCCUCUCUCCUCCCACCUCCCAAAGACUUUCUCAGGUAUAGUUCCAUGAGAUCAAGUUUUGUUCUCUUAGCUUCCUGCUGGUAAUUUACUUUGAGAUUAGCAAUUAACGGAGCUGAUCUCUAAGGGUAAGAAGAGAAUGGUAAACCUGUUUUCUCAUUGUAAUCCACAUGCUUGAAGCAGAAAAUGAUGCAAACUUGGCACAUACUCAUCUCAUCCCCAGUCUUUCACAGCCAAUGUUAAUUUUUUUUCCAAAUAACAAAGGCAAUACCUAUUCUUUGUGAUAAAUCUGAAAAAUAUUACCAUUUAGCAAAAGUUGAAAUCACCUGAAUUCCACCACAGUUACAUUGUUUAAAACUACAUUUUGAGCUUUGAAUCAGUAAGGGACUAGGCCCAAAGGCACUUUUUAAGUAAGACAGAUAAAAUGCUCACAAUGCUAAUAUGUCAUUUUAAACAAUAAUGUUUUGUACACAUCUAGAUGUAAACUCACUAAAAACUUGUAGUUAUGCUUUUAUUCAGAGGUGCAAGGAAAGUUUUAAAAGUAGCACAGUCUCAGUGCAUCCUUUAAUUAAUUUAAAGCUCCAGGGAGAAAUUCUAAAACUCUGUUGACCAUUAUGUUCUUCUAAGUUCCUGUGAAAACAGUUGAGAUGCUCGGUGUUUGGCAAUGCUGCCACCUACUGAAAGCUAAGCUUCGGAUUAACAGUGGGAAUAACACACCUGAGUAGAAAUGCUCCUAAUUUAUUUCAGAAAGCAAGCAAAUGGGCUGACUUAACAAUGAUCCUGUCUGGAGGAUCAGACUCUGAAAGUCUCAAAAUUGAAAUUCUCAUGCAUCCUAACUGCCUGCCCCUCCCAUCUGCGCCUAAGCAGUGUCUGUUGUUUCUUAGCAUUCUAGAAUGUCACUCAACAGGGAAUGUUCAAUUUUUAGGUAACAAUAGAUAGGAUGAGAAUAAGCAGUUGUACUACUAGCCUCAGAAUAAAUCUUUAGAAUUAAAUAUGCAGUUCAUGAUUGUCCGAAGAGCAUAAAAGAAUUGAGUAUUUUACAAGAUGACAAUUGCAAGUCUGAGAAAAGUUAGGUUAUUGUGAGAGAAAUAUUAGAACUAUACUUCAAAACUUUCAUCAAAAUGAGUUUUAGAUGAAAUAAAGAUUUAAAUGUUAAACCAAAUAAAUAAUCAUACAAAAGACCUAGCAAGCAAUAUGAAUCAAUGCUUAGUGUUAGUGUUAGGGAAAAAAGCCUUUCAAUCACAAUACUAAAGGAGAGAACAAUAAAGAUAAGAUGGAUGGGUUGAACUGAUUAGCAAUGCGAAACUCCUACAGAGUAAAAAAUAAACCAAAUUAAGAAAUCAUAAUAUGUGUAGGAGAUAGAACAAAAGUCUGGGUCUCUAAUAUGUAUCAAAAACUUAAAAAUCACUACUUUGAGAAAGUUUCCAUGAUCUGCAGUCCCUGUGCUUUUUGCAUUAUUUCUUGUUUGCUCAUCCCAUUGAACAGGAAGUACAAAUAGCAACAAACAUUAUCUAUUUUGUUUAUUGUUGUUUCUUCAAAUCCUGAUACAGAGCUAGACACAUGGCAAACGCUGAAAACAUAUUCACUGAAUUAGUGAAAAAUGAAUGAAUAACAUAAAUUAUAUUUUACGACUCACAAAAACUCAAACUUUCUAGUAGAAAAUGAAAUUAUGACCAUAAAGUGAUAGCGUACCACAACCUAAUAUAAUUCACUUGUAAUAAUUAUGAAAACAUUUGAAUGUAUAUCUAAUAAAAAUACAUACUAAUAAACUCCUUUUUGAAACUCAAAAAGUCAGAGAAUUAACUUUAAUGAAGAAUUAAAGUUUCCAGGGACAACAGGAAAAGAUGGAAAUGAAUGUUCUCUUAUACUCCACAGGAGUGUCAGUUGAUUCAACCUUUCUGAAAAAUGUUUUGGUACUAUAGUUUUUCUGCAUGCCAAAUAAUGCCACGUUAAGCAAAUUCUUCUUUUAGAAGUUCCAGGGGAAAAAAUGAGCUAAGAUGCCUUUAUUCAUCAUUCACAAAAGUAUGUAAGAAGGAAUGUUUAUAGCAGUAUUAUUUGAGAAGUAGAAAAAUAUAAAUAAACAUACAUUGUGUGCUUAGUUAAAUAUGGUACAUAUUUUCAAUGGAAUACUGACACCCAACUGAGGAUAAAUGUCUUGUGUAUUUAAUAAAAUGCACAAACUAUUGUGAAAUUAAAGAAAGUUGCAGAAUAAUAUUAGCGUAUAAUCCCUUUUAAAAAACAUGUGUAUUUAUAUAUGUGUGUGUACAUAAUGGGGUCUGAAAGGAUAAUUGCCAAAGGUAUAACAGCAUUUAUCUCUGGGAGGUGAGAUUUGGAGCAAUUUUUUUUGCAUAUCUGUAAUUUCUAGUUUUUCCACAAUGAGCAUGUAAUAUCUGUAUAAUUUUUUCAGGGAAUAAACAAUGAUGUUCACAAUAUACAUUAAAUGAAAAAUACGUUAUAAAAUAGUAUAUAUAUAGUAUGAUACAAUAUUUGUAAAAAAAGAAAAUUAUAUAUAAAUAUACCUACAUAUGUAUAUAUAAAUAUGCGUAAGAAAGCUAGAAGGACAUACACUACAAUGCCAAUAGCAGUUAUCUCUGGGUAGUGGGUUUAUGGGUGAUUUUUUUUCUUUUUUCUUCUCUGUGUUUUCUAAUUUUUCUACAAUAAACAUGUAUUACUUGUGUAAUAAAAACUAAUAAUAAAAGUUUUAAAAAUAUGUAAAAGUCAGAAA
Molecule: messenger RNA, 6682 nt
Organism: Cavia porcellus (domestic guinea pig)
Lineage: Eukaryota; Metazoa; Chordata; Mammalia; Rodentia; Caviidae
Gene: Rgs7bp
Product: regulator of G protein signaling 7 binding protein
Exons: 6
Coding region: 666-1439 (257 amino acids)
Biological process (GO): G protein-coupled receptor signaling pathway
Cellular component (GO): nucleus; neuron projection; postsynapse
Source: RefSeq, a predicted model, not a curated record